UCUGAGAAGAGAUGAGCAAAAAGAGGCCAUUAAUUGAUGAGACGGAUAGGGAUGAGAGGUCUGGAGAGGACGAUCACGAGUGUCCCGACUCUCUGACAGCAAUGGCUGUACCGAAGGAUCAACUCUUUAGACCCAAACUGUUUAAGAGCUCGAAGAAUGACACCAAACGACUGAUCGUUAUAUUAGAGAAAUGCAAUCUCGAGAUCGUUAAGACUCACCACGACUUUGAGCUCAUGAAUUGCGAUCAACACAUGUCUUAUAUCCGCAAAUUCAAGAAAGAUCCGGCCUUUUGUCGCCCAGACAUCACUCAUCAGUGUUUACUAAUGCUGUUCGACAGUCCCCUGAAUAGGGCGGGCCUUUUGCAGGUGUAUAUGCACACCGACCGCAAUGUACUCAUUGAGAUCAGCCCUCAAACCAGAUUUCCCCGUACUUUCAAACGCUUCGCCAAUCUUAUGGUCCAAUUACUGCAUAAACUGAGUAUCCGUUCGGCGAACGGACCGCAAAAGUUGCUGAAAGUGAUUAAAAAUCCCAUUUCAUCGCACCUUCCGGUCGGCUGUAAGAAGAUUGGCACCAGUUUUAAGGCCGACAAACUCGUCCACCCGAGAGAACUCGUGCCCACCGAUGACGCGCCCAUCGCUAUUGUGAUCGGGGCUAUGGCUCACGGGGCGGUUGAAUGCGAUUAUAUCGAGGAAAAUGUGUCCGUAAGUGAAUAUCCGUUGUCGGCAGCGCUCGCGUCCACUAAAAUAUGUUCCGCUUUCGAAGAGGUCUGGAAUAUACACUAAAACAUUCACUUUUAUGUUCCCAUUAUUAUUAGAAAUAAUAUUAUUUAUACAUUAUUUUGAAUGUCAAGUAAAGUGUAUUUUAUUUUAUUA
Messenger RNA from Medioppia subpectinata, 872 nucleotides. Lineage: Eukaryota; Metazoa; Arthropoda; Arachnida; Sarcoptiformes; Oppiidae. The record is from the annotation of a GenBank genome assembly.